AUUCCGUGCGUCUCGCCCCAGCCGCACGCCGAUUGGCCGCGCACGCCAACCGUCGGUAUUUGAAUCGGCGGCGGGGAGAGGGGCUCCCGGACUCGGCGCCUCCCGCUUUCCUGCUUCCGCGCGGCGGCCGACAGAAUGAGUCUGCACAUCUUUAGUGACGAGAAUGUCACUGAUGACAAAAGCACAGAGAACUGUGACUUCCUGUUUUCACCACUGGAAGUUACCGGAAGGUUGCCUGUACUCCGUCUGUCACAGAAAGAAAAUGUGCCACCCAAGAGCACAGCCAAAGCAGUGAAGGUGACUUUUCAGACACCUCUGCGGGAUCCACAGACACACAGGAUUUUAAGUCCCAGCAUGAGCAGCAAACUUGAAGUUUUUUUAGCUCUGGGCGACACCCCUGGAUUAGAAAACUCCCACCAAGUCUGGACCCAGAAGGAGAACCAACAGUUUACCCAGGAAACAGAGACCAGAACAACUAAUGGAAUUCUGCAGAAGCCAGCAGUGGAGGGGGCCAACCUUCCUCCAGGGUUCGUGAGACCAGCAUCUGAAGACAGGCUUCCCAGUGGGCCUGCCUGUGCCGGUCUGGGUCCCUCAAGCUUCCCUCAAAUGCCAGAAAGUGUUGAAAACCAAGUGGCAUCUUCAGGACAAGUGUCGAGCAGCCCUGAACAAGCUUGGGAGGAGCACGUCCAUUCUCAUUCCUCAGAGGAAAGUGUUGCAUCCACCCCCAAGAUUCUAGAACACCCUCCCGGGAUGGCGUCCCAAGACACAGACAGAGCAGAGGACCCGUGUAGCCUCCCAGGAGAAAACCCGGACGCGGUUCCUGCUUCCCGCGUGGGGGCUGCUCCAGCUCCCGGUACUCCCCCCGGAGGAGCCCACGCAGGGGAGCCCCACACAGACCUGCCUGGCGAGGGCCCCGUGGGCCCCGAGGCCACUGCCCCUGCCGGCCCUGUGGAGGCUGGAGGGGCCCCAGCCCCCAGUGCUCAGAGUGAGGAGGGCAGGGGCCAGGAGGCCAGCUCUUUGAGAAGCGGGCCUGUGAGGCUAGAAUUUGACUUCCCUGAUGAUGCCACCAGCAAAAAGCCACCUCCACUGAGGAAACGAGGGACGGCCCCAGGUCUCAAACCGCCCUCAAGGAGACCAGAGAUGAGGCAGGAAAAGGCCACUAUGGCUGCGGGUGAGGGUCCUGAUCCCCCUCCACGAGGGUCUGGCAGCCUGGAUGGGGACAAGCUGGAUGACCCAGACUUUAACCCAUGUGGAGGUGACAGAGAGGCCUGGCCCCCGGAGCACCCCCAGAGCAGGCCAGCCGGGCCUGCAGCCGCAGAGGACUCAUCACCAAGCCAGCAGGUGCUUUCAGCCUCAGCAGAUGACACACCUGGGGUACAGAGCCCGGCAGGGACCACAGGAGCUGCAAGUGAGGAGGGAUCCUCAGGCUCUUCGGGUGCACCAGCUCCCACUAGCAGCCCGAGCACUGAGUCAGUGACCGCGCCUGCCGACCCCGCGCCCCCUGCCCCUCAGGGCCUGGAGCCCGCCUUGGACCUGACUGGGGAGCACUUCCGAGACCCCACUGAGGGACAGCCGUGGGGCCCUCCGCACAUAGGUGGGACCAGAAGCCAUGGACGCGCUCCACUAGGCCAGCGACCUGGAGGCACACAAUGUGCGGUUUUGUGUCUGGUGUCUUUCACUGAACAACAAGGUGUACCUAGAGGACCUGGUCACAUUGUGCUGACUGUGGGAGGAGCCGCCCAGCCGUUCUCCGCAGGCCCACACCUCUUACCCCUCCAUGGGCAGCACCCAAGGGCCAGCUGCACAGCGUCCCGCCUGCACACGGUGCUGGCUGCAUGUCACGGUCCCCCACCAACGAGCCACAUUUGUCCACUUCUAGGCACGGGGGCUGAAGUCGACUACCUGGAGCAGUUUGGGGCUUCCUCGCAGUUUAAGGAGUCAGCCCUGAGGAAGCAGUCCUUGUACCUCAAGUUCGACCCGCUCCUGCAGGACAGCCCUCGGAGACCGGUGCCCGCAGCCCCUGAGACCAGCAGCGCACGGGGUGUGGACACGCCUUCCUCGGGAAGCCCCCCCGAGGCGAAGCUGGUGGAACUGGACUUCCUCGGCACCCCGGGUGUUCCCGCACUUGGCCCGAUUCCAUGUGACCUCGGGCCCGGGGGCCCGCUGUUGCCCGUGGGGCCCAUUGUGGACGUGCUGCAGUACAGCCAGAGGGACCUGGACACAGCGGUGGAAGCAACACAGAAGGAGAACGAGGCACUGAGGAGCCAGUGCGCCGAGCUCCACACCAGGAUCCUGGAGAUGGGGAAGAUCAUGGAUGGGUUUGAGGGGACCGUGUAUCAAGCGAUGGAGGAGGCUCAGAAACAGAAGGAACUUGCCAGAGUUGAGAUCCAGAAGGUUCUGAAGGAAAAGGACCAGCUUACUGCAGACUUGCACUCCAUGGAGAAGUCUUUUUCUGAUCUUUUCAAGCGGUUUGAGAAACAGAAAGAGGUGAUCGAAGGCUACCGUGCGAACGAAGAGUCCCUGAAGCAAUGUGUGGAGGGCUACAUAGGGAGGAUCGAGAAGGAGGGCCAGAGGUACCAGGCGCUGAAGGCCCACGCAGAGGAGAAGCUCCAGCUGGCCAACGAGGAGAUCGCGCAGGUCCGCAGCAAGGCCCAGGCGGAGGCUCUGGCGCUGCAGGCAGUCCUGAGGAAGGAGCAGAUGCGGGUCCACUCCCUGGAGAAGGUCGUGGAGCAGAAGACUAAGGAAAACGAUGAACUGACCAGGAUCUGUGACGACCUCAUUUCCAAGAUGGAGAAAAUCUGAUGGGGAGGUCCUGACCUGUGCCCGGCUCUCCUGUGUGUGUGUGUGUCUGUCUGACUCUUUUUUCUUCUCUAUUAACCUUAACUCGUUUUUAAACUAGGUUGCUUUAGGAAGAAGACCAAAUAAAGUUUUCCUUAAGUCUAA
Messenger RNA from Camelus dromedarius (Arabian camel), 2943 nucleotides. It is a transcript of the gene TACC3, whose product is annotated as transforming acidic coiled-coil containing protein 3. The transcript is spliced from 18 exons. Gene Ontology annotation, cellular component: cytoplasm. The coding region runs from base 136 to 2802 and encodes 888 amino acids. The record is from RefSeq and is a predicted model, not a curated record. Lineage: Eukaryota; Metazoa; Chordata; Mammalia; Artiodactyla; Camelidae. Gene Ontology annotation, biological process: cell population proliferation; cerebral cortex development; mitotic spindle organization.